This is a messenger RNA of Linum trigynum, 1734 nucleotides long. NCBI's taxonomy places the organism in Eukaryota, Viridiplantae, Streptophyta, Magnoliopsida, Malpighiales, Linaceae. The record is from the annotation of a GenBank genome assembly.
AUGCUCUCAACUGCUAUCGACGGAAACCCCGCUCCGGCACCGCCACUCCUACCUUCCGAUCGGCCGCCGGAUCCCCCAAUCUCUUCGGCUGUUGCCGUUUCGGCUACUUUGCCUGCGAACGUGGCCUCGGCCACCAUCUCCUCGGAUAUGUUAAUUGAUGGUGCUUCUUUGUCUUUGUCUCAACAGGGGAUCACGAUCAAGGAAGCGGGAGUUCAAGCGGAACCGACAGGCGGUGCGGGAGUUGGACAGGCUCCGUUGUCAUAUGCGAAUGCGGUCGCGGGCAUCACAGCUAAGGCUCCUAUUCCUAAUCAACUAAUUCAGUGGUCUCCUGUGGGGGAACACGAUCUAGUGACGGGAGAGCACAAUGGAGAACCAGCCCUGAAAAUCUCCUCUGCGUUCAAAGAAAGGAUAUGUGCUCCUUGGCACAGGACUCUGGUGAUUCGUUUGCUUGGCUUGCGGAUUGGCUUCGUGACUCUGUGCAAUCGACUGAAAGGGAUAUGGAGACCUACAGGGGCUAUGGAAAUCAAGGAUUUAGACCACGACUGCUUCUUGGUUAAGCUUGACAACGAGCAGGAUUAUUUUCGAGCUCUAACAGAUAGUCCAUGGGUGAUCUAUGAUCACUACCUGGUAGUCCAGCAGUGGACUCCCAACUUCAAGGCGUCGGAUCCCUUACCGAAGAAGAUGAUUGUCUGGGUGCAACUUCCAGCCUUGAAGAUUCAUUUCUACCACAAAGAGGUUUUGAAUAUGCUUGAAAACCUCAUAGGAAGAACCAUUAAGCUGGACUUUCAUACCCUGACCCAGCAACGAGCGAAAUUUGCGCGCAUAGCGGUGGAGGUGGAUCUUUCCAAACCUUUGGUCCCAAGAAUAUGGCUUGAUGACGACUGGCAGAAAGUUGAAUAUGAAAACCUCCCUGAGGUUUGCUUCCAAUGCGGCAAGAUCGGUCAUUCCUUACCAGGGUGUCCGCAAAAUCAACCGGCGACUCCAGCGGGCCAAACGGUGAUCGCCGGUGGUACGCCGCCGUUGACUCCACCAGCAGCGCAGGAAGACUCUAGUCCGGGGUUCGGGCCAUGGAUGUUGGUGUCGCGGAAAAGCCGGCGGAAUUCUAGGGAAACUCAUAGAAAGGGAAAUACAGAUUUGGACUCAGGCAACCAAAUCACGGUUCAUACAGGUAAAUCAGGAAAGGAGAUAGCGGCAAUCAAGGAACCGGUGAAACUCUUACCUUCUACGUCGACUCUCAACGACUCUGGGAUUCAGCGGAAUGCAGGUCAGGAAAGGAAAGGGGCGGCAGUGAGAAAGGGAGGAGAUGAGGUUAUUAAAGGAAAAGGUAAAGCUACCUCUGAGCUCACCAGCAACGGGAAGGGCUUACUUGGGCCAAAGCCCAACUGCCUCACACAAAUGGAUAAUGGGCCGCGCCAAGCCAAAGAGAGUAAUGGGGCAUCCACUUCGGCCCUUUUGACAGACCCAAAACCAAGGACGGAGAGUGCUGUGAAUCCAGCUGCUACGGCCCAUAUUCCGAACGUGGCCCAACCUCCUUCUCCACCUGCAGUUCGCACGGUGAAAGGGCAGAAUGGGUCGUUGAUGCAGAUUGUCGUUCACCAUCAAGAGAACCAGGACGGUCGCGACGAAACUCUCAACUCCUCUCCAUCGGUGGCCAAGAGGACGAAACGAAGCAAGGGUAAGAAGUCUCAAGCUAAGGGGUCUCCUGCCAAACUCCAUCAAUUGAAGGCGCUGUAG